AUGGGAGAUCAGGAAUCCGGCUUACUCGGGCCCAACAGAAAGGAGACUGUUAUUUUCCGAUCAGACCUGAAAGAAGUCGACAGGCUGGAUAUCGCCACAGAUCUGGUCGAGUACUCUCGGGGAAACACGAUUAAACAGGCAGUGUUCAAAUAUACCCUUAUCCAGACCCGGGUCGAGAACGUCUGGAGAGAACUGCAUAUCCUCAAGGCUCUACGGGGGAAUAAGCGAUAUGUGCCGUUUGAUCGGAUAGUGUUGGACGAAGUAACGCAUAACAUCCUGGGACUUACCACGGGGUACAUAGCCGGCGGCACUCUCGAGCACUAUCGCGGCACAUUCUACUUCCGGUGGCUCAAACAGCUUACAGACGCCGUGGAUGAGCUGAAUUUUCGCUAUGGACUGAUGCACCAGGACCUGGCGCCCAGGAAUAUCCUGAUAGACCCGGCCAGUCAAGAGCUGCUUGAUUUGAUUUCGACAGAUCAGCACGGAUAG
Molecule: messenger RNA, 489 nt
Organism: Trichophyton rubrum CBS 118892
Lineage: Eukaryota; Fungi; Ascomycota; Eurotiomycetes; Onygenales; Arthrodermataceae
Exons: 1
Coding region: 1-489 (162 amino acids)
Biological process (GO): protein phosphorylation
Molecular function (GO): protein kinase activity; ATP binding
Source: RefSeq, a predicted model, not a curated record